UCUCGCGGGAGGGAUCGACUCUCGUCUGUUCCGCUUCAUUCCUCCCGCUGCACUGAGUGUCACGGAUCUCUAACUAGUUGUGUGUUUGUGUGACCAGCGGAAUGAAGCGCAGCUCAUGAGGAAUCCGCUCGCUUCACAAGUUCUUCUGGAGUUCUCCAUCCGGUCCGACAGUGAAGAUGAGCGGAGAAGAUUCAGACGUUCCUCAGGAUCUGCUGGAGAGCGUUCAGGAUGCUGUCGGGCAGCAGGUGAAGCUGUGUUUCCUUAAGAAGGUGAACCUGGAGGUCAAAGGUGACAAAGUGGAGAGCAGAAUCCUGGCUCUGGCUCCUCAUCGAGUUUUUCUUCUGAGUACACGAGUCCCUGCUAAAGUGGAUCAGUCCUUCAGCAUCUUUGACAUUCAGAGCAUCAGCAGCGUCAGACAGAAACAGUUGCUGUUGGAAUAUGAUAGAGGGCAGCUGUCUUUGAGACUCUCCUCUGAUCAGGAAGCUGAUGAUUUUAUUGCACAAAUAGGAACAAACAUUCAAGAGAUUUGUCCAGGACUCGACCCGCUGAGGGUGAUAAAGAAGCUUGUAUUAAAGCCAGUGGAGAGAGUCAUAAGUUUACAGACACUCUGGGAAAAUCACACUCCGGCAGAAGCAGGACCAUGUGGUGGUUUCUCGCGUCUCUACUGGUGUGUGUGCGAUCAGAUGAACGUCCCGUACAGAGACGAGGUGCAGUGGGACGUGGACACCAUAUAUCUGUCCCAGGACACGCGGGAGCUUUGCCUGCAGGAUUUCAUACACCUGGACAACAGGGAUCUGCUGGCCAUCACUGCUGCUCUGGAGCUCAACCAGUGGUUCAUCAAACUCUCCAUCAAGGACUUUAAACUGACUGCAGAUCUGUGCGAUCAGAUACUGAGAGUUGUGUCUCGAUCCACCAAACUAGAGGAACUGGCGCUGGACAACACUGGACUCAAGAGUGAUUUUGCUCAGAAGUUUGCUGCUGCGUUGAGUCAGAAUCAAAACUCAGCGUUACACACUAUCAGUCUGACUAACAACUGCCUCGAAGAUAAAGGUGCUGUGGUUCUGAGCUCUGCGCUGUCUAAACUCACACCUGGACUGAAACAGCUGGAUCUGUCCAAAAACUCACUGUCAGCUAAAGGUGUGAAUGUUCUGGCUCAGUGUUUCUGUUCCACAUCACUCACACACCUGAACCUGUCUGGAAACACACUCAAAGGAGACGACAUGCCUCACCUGUGGAAUUUCCUGUCUCAGUCCAACCGACUGCACACACUUGACCUGUCCAACAGCGAAUGUUCCCUCGACCUGGUGUGUUCAUCACUGCUGCGCGGUUCCCUCAAACACCUGACCGUUCUCAACCUGUCCAGAAGUGUCUUCAAUUACAAGAAAGGGAAAGAGUUUCCAUCCUCCUUCAAGCAGUUCUUCAGCAGCGCUUUGUCUCUCCAAAACAUCUGUCUGUCUGGAACCAAACUACCUGCUGAAGCACUCAAAGCUCUGCUUCUGGGUCUGGCCUGUAACACUAACCUGCGAGAUGUUUCUCUGGACAUCAGCAGCUGUGAGUUGCGCUCAGCAGGCUCUCAGAUUCUGGAAGGCUGUAUUGCAGAGAUCCCGAACAUCACCAGCCUGGACAUAUCAGACAAUGGCCUGGACUCGGAUCUGUCCACGCUGCUUGUGUGGCUCAGGAAGAACCGCUCCAUCAAACACUUGUCCAUUGGCAGGAACUUCAGCAACAUCAAAACCAAGAAUCUUGGGCAGGUUCUGGUUUCUCUGGUCCACAUGAUUCAGGAAGAGGAUUCUCCACUGGCGUCUCUGUCUCUGGCGGACUCACGUAUCAAGGCGGAUCUAUCAUUGGUGCUGAAUGCACUUGGAGGGAACAGCAGUCUGACCCAUCUGGACAUCAGCGGGAACAGCAUGGGUGACUUUGGGGCGAAGAUGCUGGCCAAAGCUCUGCAGAUCAACACCAAACUCAGGACAUUGAUCUGGGACCGUAACAGUGUCAGUGCUCAGGGCCUGCAGGACGUGGCUGCUGCUCUAGAGAAGAAUUACACCAUCAGAUUCAUGCCGGUUCCCAUCAUAGAUGCAGCGCAGGCUCUGAAGAACAAUCCGGAGAAAACUGAAGAUGCCCUGAUGAAGAUGGAGCAAUAUCUGCUGCGUAACCAUGAGAGCAGGCGAUACCUGCAGGAGCAGGCGUUCAGACUGCAGCAGGGCCUCGUCACCAGCACAACACAACAGAUGAUGGGGCAGGUGUGUGUGCAGGUCCAGGAUCAGCUGAACUCUCUGUGCUUCAGUACGAGUGGCAGAGUUCAGAAGGACAUAAAAACAGCCGAGAGCCUGAUGAGAGACGCCAAGAACUCAACAACACUGCUGCGCAGUCUGUAUCACCUGCGCUCAAGUGGGCGAGGGACAGGUGGCAGUGAUGGAUCUGCAGGUGUGUGUGUGCAGCAGGUGCAGGAGAAACUGUGUUCAGUGGCAGGCGAGAUCAGUGAGCUCAUAGACCAACAGCUGCAGGGUUUGCUGGUGUCCAUGUUGGAUACGGCUCAGAGCGUGUGUCCUCAUAUCAUGCAGCAGGCGCGUCUGCGUGAAGAUCUUCUGCGGACCAGCGAGGGGAGGACGAGUGUGUCGAAGGCCUUCAUCACCGCCACGCUGCUGGAGCAGUCGGCCAUCGACAUCAUCAAUAAAAUCAGUGAGGUGAAGCUUAGUAUGGCGUCAUGUCUCUCUGAUUACAUCACUGAUGAGAUCCUACAGUCUCUCUCUCGCUCUCAACAAACACUGGCGGGUCACCUGAGCAGAAAAGGACAGCAGCCACUGCUUCAUCAAGACUCACAGGAGACAGAAGUUAUAGAUGAGAGAGAAAUACAGACAGAUAACAUGAUACAACCAGAACAGCAACCACAGCGGACGCAGAAAACCAAGAGGAAGAGCAUUCACAGCCGGAUGUUCAGACCCAUGUCCGCUGCAUUCGAGCUGGGCUUUGAUCUGUGUAAGGCCUUAGAGGACGUGUCCAUCUGUGUGGACGAUCUGCCACUGCCGCCACCCCUCUCGCCAACCCCGCCCUCUCCACCACCAGAGACCCCGCCCCCAUCGGAGGCAGAGCAACAGCAGCCUCGGCCAAUGAGCUUCAGCGACCUUCCCAUGGGAGACACACCCACUCUACAGCACGUCACUAAAUACAGGCCGCGGCGGACCAAGAAAGCCAAACCCAGCAGAGCCGCACCAAUCAGCAAAGCCCCUGCGCAGGAAGUGGAUGCGAGCAGCUCUGUAGAUCAGCUGGACGAGGGCGUGCCGGAGUUCUUCUCCAAGAAGGUCACGAACAUCAGCGUGAGGCUGAAAGAGUCUCGUCUGAGCGGCUUCUUCAGCAGCAUCAAACAACGCGCUUCUGGUAAAGCCACGCCCACUAGCCCCACCCCCAGCACUACAGUCACCGUGACAACAGCCAAAUCAGACGCCCCUCCCCCCGAGCAGGCCGUGACCUCGAGUGACCCCACACCGGCCUUGACCCCAGAGCCCGUAGCAGCACCUGUAGCUACAGAGGUCAAAGGUCACGCGCAGGAGGGCGCCAAACGCGGCGGUCCGCUGACGGGGCAUCACAUGGGCGUGAAGAUGCUGGGCAACGACAUGCUGGCCGAGAUACGAGCCAAACAAGAGAAGCGCAAGAAGACAGGUGUUUCUCCAGCUGCAGCAGCUAAAACUGAAGCUCCUGAUGAAGGACGAGAUCAUGGACACACAACGCCAGCGGUGAAGAAAGACGCUCGGGACGAACCUGCAGCCAACAAACUCAGACACACACCUGAACACAAGCUCACACCUGCAGCAACGCACACACCUCAACACACACCUCAACACACACCUCAACACACACCCACAUCAGACUCCAGCCGUCCGUUCGUCUCGCUCAGCUCCUCUGACUCCAUCACUCCUCCUCCUCCUCCUCUGGCUCACGUCCCAGAAUCCCCUGCUCUUCCGGCCCCGCCCCUGAGCCCGUGGGUGAUGCUGUCAGUCACUGAGGGGGCGGAGCCGGGUCCUUUCACUCACAGCACAGAGGGAGGAGACUCACCUCCCCCUCUGGAGUCUCCUGCAGACGUAAGUGUGUUCGACACACACACAUCACACACGCUGACGGUCAAUCGCUCCAUUUCCUGCGUCCACCCCAGGACUGACCCGGAGGACGCCGACGCCGACCGCCAGCGCUCACGGUCCGUCCCCUCAGCCGCUCCGGCCAAUCACGUCUCCUGAUCACUCUGAUUGACAGAUGUCUCUCGUACUACAGCUUGUGAGCUAGAUCAGUGCUCUCAGCCAGGGGGCCUCAAAAACUUAAAAUUGUUUUUAAAGUUAUGUUAGAAAAAUUACAUGCUUAAAGCACACUAAAAAUAUAAUAUGUAAACUGAAAUCAAAUUGUUUAUUUUACCCUUAAUCAGCUUGUAGUAUCAUUUUUGACCAUUUGAAUUUAUUUUUGUAUUUUGCUUUUUUAAAUUAGUUUUUAUCUUUUAUUAUUUUUAGUUCAGUUUUAGACUUCAAGUUACACUGUUGCCUUGGCAGAAAUAAAAUAAGUUUAAGAUUUUUUAAAAAUAUGUAUUUUUAGCUCAUUUGAUGUUUAUUUCAUUUCAAGUAACUUUUUUUAAAUUAUGACUCAGUAUUAGUAAUACCAAACUGAAUCAGUAUCUUCUGAAAUGACUAAGUGAACUGUACCUACUUACCUAUAAUUAGUUUCUGUUAAUAAAAAAAGUUUGAAACCAGUCAGCAUUGUCAAAGUUAAAGCAGAAAGGCUGGAGAGAAAUAAACAGUAAAACAGC
Molecule: messenger RNA, 4786 nt
Organism: Labeo rohita (rohu)
Lineage: Eukaryota; Metazoa; Chordata; Actinopteri; Cypriniformes; Cyprinidae
Gene: carmil1
Product: F-actin-uncapping protein LRRC16A
Exons: 37
Coding region: 177-4229 (1350 amino acids)
Biological process (GO): regulation of Arp2/3 complex-mediated actin nucleation; cell migration
Cellular component (GO): lamellipodium; plasma membrane
Molecular function (GO): protein binding
Source: RefSeq, a predicted model, not a curated record